This is a messenger RNA of Mauremys reevesii (Reeves's turtle), 1757 nucleotides long. RefSeq names its product butyrophilin subfamily 1 member A1-like. NCBI's taxonomy places the organism in Eukaryota, Metazoa, Chordata, Testudines, Geoemydidae. The transcript has 10 exons. Bases 248 to 1684 code for a protein of 478 amino acids. The record is from RefSeq and is a predicted model, not a curated record. Gene Ontology annotation, molecular function: protein binding.
CAGCCAGAAUGAAAAAGAUCAAGGAACCAGCCUCUUAUCAGAGUAUGUCACAGGCCCAUCUGUCCCUACCACCUCCAGACCAGGAUCCAGCUUUCAUGGAUUUCAAAGAAGCACCAAUCUCAUUGUUCCCUCAGUGAAGGAUAACCCCACAGUUUCCCCCCCUCCUUACAGUCCAGUAAGACUUUGAACUGUAUCCUUAGAAGGGUACCCCCGGACAAAGGUCUCCUCUCCUGCUGAACAAGUUACAAUGAAGAUGAGGUUUUUCACAUGCCUCCAGGUCUCCAUUGUGAGCUCUUCUCUGGCUGGUUACAUCAUCUUCUUCAUUUUGCUACCUGCUCACACACUGGAAUCAGCUCACUUUCAAGUGAUUGGACCUGACCACCCCAUAAUAGCCACUGCAGGUGAGGAGAUUGUGUUACCCUGUCACCUGUCCCCUAGGAUGAGUGCAGAGAACAUGGAGGUGAGAUGGUUCAGAUACCAAUUCUCUUCAGUCGUGCACCUGUAUCGGCCUGGGAAGGAACUGAAUGUUUUGCAGAUGUCAGAAUAUCAGGGAAGGACAGAAUUUCUGAGAGACAGCAUCAGAGAUGGAAAUGUUUCCUUGAGAAUACAAUAUAUCAGACCCUCUGACGAAGGACAAUAUACAUGUUUUUUUCAAUCAAGUUAUUUUUAUGGAGAAGCUGUAUUGGAACUGAAGGUAGCAGGCCUAGGCUCCAAUCCUCUCAUGUCUGUUGAUGGAUACCAAGAAGGAGGGAUUCGAGUCAUGUGUCAGUCAUCAGGAUGGUAUCCAGAGCCCGAGGUCCUUUGGCGAAGUCUCAGCGGGCAGCAUUUACCUUCUUUUUCUGAGUCAAAAUCCAGAGGAGAGAGUGGCCUCUUUGAAACACAGACUUCUAUUAUUAUAACAGAGAAUUCAAACCAGAACAUAUCCUGCCUCAUCAGGAACACUCACUUCAACCAUGAAAAAGAAUCAACAAUUUUUAUAUCAGAUCCCUUUUCCCCAAGAGUCUCUCCCUGGAUGGUGGCGCUGUGUGUGAUUCUGGUGGUUUUAGUUGGUUUCAUUGGUCUCACUGCUUAUCUCUUCAGAUUAAAAGGGAAACAUCUUGAAAACAACACUAAACUUCAAACAGAACUUGACUGGAGAAGAUCCUUAAAUGAUGCAGCGAAUGUGACUCUGGAUCCAGACACAGCUCAUCCCCUACUUAUCGUGUCUGCGGAUCAGAAAAGUGUAAGAUGGGCAGAAACAGGGCAGGAUCUGCCUAACAACUCUGAGAGAUUUGAUUCUUGGGCCUGUGUGUUGGGCUGUGAGGGAUUCAACUCGGGGAGACAUUACUGGGAGGUGGAGAUGGAGGUGGAGGUCGGGGAUGGGGGAUACUGGGCUGUGGGGGUGGCUAAAGAGGCUGUGGAGAGGAAGAGAUGGAUCAGCCAUAGCCCUGAGGGGGGGAUCUGGGCUGUUGGGCGGCCUGGGGGUCAGUACCAGGCUCUCACCUCCCCUACGACUCCUCUGUCCCUGAGCCGGACCCCCAGCAGGAUCCGGGUUUGUCUGGACUGUGAACAGGGGCAGGUGACAUUUAUUGAUGCUGGUGAUGAGGCCCUGAUCUUCACUUUCCCACCAGGAUCUAUCCCUGGGGAGAAAAUCCAACCCUCGCUCUUGGUGGGGAUAGGAUCCCAGAUCAGCCUGUCUCAUUGAGAUAUGGUGUAUGGGGGAGAACAUUCCACUGGUGGCCCUGAGCAGGGCCGGCUUUAGGCCAAUUCCACCAAUU